Messenger RNA from Striga asiatica, 2727 nucleotides. NCBI's taxonomy places the organism in Eukaryota, Viridiplantae, Streptophyta, Magnoliopsida, Lamiales, Orobanchaceae. The record is from the annotation of a GenBank genome assembly.
AUUUUUUCAGGUAAGGAGGGUGGAGCCGUGGCGGUGGAGGGAAAAUAGGAGGGAAAACGCGCGGGAAGGAUGCCGGUGGCGAGACCAGAGUCAUCGGAAGCCAGGGUAAUUGCUCACAUUGACAUGGAUUGCUUUUACGUACAAGUUGAGCAGCGUAAACAGCCAACUUUAAGAGGGCAUCCUACUGCAGUGGUACAGUACAACUCUUGGAAAGGAGGGGGUCUUAUUGCUGUGGGUUAUGAAGCUCGUAAAUAUGGGGUCAAACGCUCAAUGCGAGGUCAUGAAGCAAAAAAGGUUUGUCCUGAUAUUCAGCUCGUGCAAGUUCCUGUGGCUCGUGGUAAAGCAGAUUUGAGUAUUUACCGUAAUGCUGGCUCAGAGGUUGUAUCUAUCCUCUCCUGCAAGGGUCGAUGUGAGCGUGCUUCUAUAGAUGAAGUGUAUCUGGAUCUUACUGAAGCUGCAGAAGCAUUGUUAGCAGAAAAUCCUCUAGAGAGAUUGGACGGAAUUAGUGAAGAAGCUCUUAAAUCUCAUGUGUUGGGGCUUGAUUUGGGUGGUGCCAACCCUCAAGAAUGUGUGAGCGAAUGGUUCCUUAGGAGUAAUGCCAGUCAUCGUGAUAAAUUGCUGGUCUGUGGUGCCCUUAUUGUCGCAGAACUUAGACUUGAAGUUUUGAAAGAGACUGAAUUCACAUGUUCAGCUGGCAUCGCUCAUAACAAGCCAUUUGUAAUUCGCGGUCUAAUUAGACAACAUCUUGCUUCGAGCAUAGGAGUUGCUAAAAGUCAAAUUCAGGAAAAAGAACUGAUUGUGUGGAUGCUGGCAAAAUUAGCUAGUGGAAUGAAUAAGCCUGCUCAACAAACCAUUGUUCCCUCCUCAUCAGUUAAAAAAUUGCUCGAGACUCUUCCCGUAAAGAAAAUGAAACAGCUUGGGGGUAAGCUGGGAACCUCCUUGCAAACUGAACUAUCAGUGAACACUGUUGGGGAUCUCUUGAAGUUUUCAGAGGAGAAGCUGCAAGAGCGCUAUGGCGUAAAUACUGGUACUUGGCUGUGGAACACUGCUAGGGGAAUCUGUGGGGAAGAGGUUGAGGGUCGCCUUCUUCCGAAGAGUCAUGGUUCUGGGAAGACAUUUCCUGGACCUCAAGCUCUGAAAACAAUUUCUUGUGUUCAGAAGUGGCUUUAUGACCUUUGUGAAGAACUGAAUGAACGCCUUCUUAAUGAUCUUGAACAGAAUAAACGCAUUGCUCGCACUCUUACUCUGCAUGCAAAUGCUUACAAGCCAUCGAAAGCUCUUAUUUUUCGAUUUAAGGAAGCUGAAAGCUCUUUGUUUUAUUCCUUCCUCCCGCUGUUUAUAUCAUCUCUGUGUAAAGAACUUACUAAUGGACUUGCAAGGAUACAUUUCUUGAAUGAUUCAGAGUCACUUAAAAAGUUUCCUUCGAAGUCUUGUCCCUUAAGGUAUGGGAUCACCAAGAUUCAGGAAGAUGCCCUGAGUCUAUUUCAUGCUGGAUUGCGGGAAUUUGCUGGGGUAUACAACAUUAGAACAAAGGAGGGCAAGCAGCAUGACUGGGCAAUAACUGGUCUCUCCAUCUCAGCCAGCAAAAUAGAUGUGAUUCCAUUUUAUAAAUUUAUCCCAAUAUUCUCUAAAAUGCUUUGGCAGGGGACAUGCUCUAUCACAAAGUACUUCCAUAGACAACACCAUAAUGUGUCCACCUCUAGAAAUGAAUCAGAUGACACAUGUGCCCAAGAUGCUGCAUCUUUAUCAUCCUCAGGUAAAGAGAGCUGUUCUGGAUUAUGUUCGGCUGACCCACAUAUAGAUGUUUUUGAGGAUGAAAUUAGGGAUAAGCAUGGCAUGCCGAGUUUGUAUCCAAAUGGACAUGAAAUGGAAGUUUGUGAGGCAAGGACACCCGCAGAAGUUGCUAACAACACUAACCAAACUUUUCAGGGAGGACUCAUAGAUGAAACUUCAUCUUCAUACACAGGUACUGAAGUUGGCUUGGGAUUAAAACUAUUGCCGCCAAAGAUGGAUGCUUUUGGACCUAGCAUGAAAUUAGGAAAACAAAAAGGCAAGCCUGAAAGGGAAAAGGGAAGUUCUGUGGUAUCCUAUAGAGUACCAUACGGUACAGGGAAUUCGACUAUCUUGAGGUUUUUCCACAGUCAUGAGGAGCAUCUGCAUUCCAAAACUUUUCAAGAGAGUGGAGCAUCAGCCUCUGGUAAGUUGCUUCAAGAAAACCAGCAGCCAGUGACUGGAAACUCGGGACAAUACGACCCCACAAGUGAUGCAUGGAGUUACAAAAGUGACGAGAUUGACCCUGCUGUCUUGAAUGAAUUACCACCUGAAAUCCAAGCGGAAGUUUGCGCCUCUCUUCAGACACAGAAGCGGGCUAAGACCACGAAAAAGGGUUCGAGUAUUGUUCACUAUUUCUCACCAACCCCAAACUCGUAAAUUUAUUGCAAAUUAAGAAUCAUCUUUUAUGAGGAGAACAAAAGUUGAGGUUUUUAUUGUUGUUCUUCAGUCCAACUGUCCAGGAUUGAAUUAACACUUUGAUGUCUGGGAGUUGGCAUCACUCGACACUCGGUCGUGCAACAGAAAAAGGCAGCUGUGUUUGUGAAUUUUUUCUUGUAGACAAAAUAUAUAAUUAGUGUGUAAAUAUUUCGCUUUUCAAAUGUAGUUAGCUUGUUGCUUUCUCCUUAUCAUUUACUCUUUUAUGAUAAUUGUUGUUGAACCUCUUAAGUUACUAGG